AUGGAGAGCGACGAGGAGAUCAGGAGGGUGCCGGAGGUCGGGCUGGAGCUGGCCGGCCCGUCGACGUCCGGCAGGGAGGCCACUGCUGCCGCGGUCGCUACUGCCGGGACGUCGUCCGCGUCCCAGGCAGCCAGCGCCGCCCGCCGCCGCGGCCGCAGCCCCGCCGACAAGGAAUAUCGGCGCCUCAAAAGGUUGCUUCGGAACCGGGUGUCGGCGCAGCAGGCACGGGAGAGGAAGAAGGCGUACCUCAGCGAGCUGGAGGUGAGGGUCAAAGACCUGGAGGAGAGGAACUCGGAACUGGAGGAGAGGCUCUCCACGCUGCAGAACGAGAACCAAAUGCUUAGACAGAUACUGAAGAACACCACUGUAAACAGAAGAGGAGGCCCAGGUUUACACAGGAACAAGUUAGAUGCUGCGGACUCUGAUUCCUCGGCAAAUACUAGCUCACCCUCCUGUCUGUUACUACCACAGGCACAGUUUAUGCCUGUUGCAGCUAGUACACAAAAGUUACGAUCGUCGAUCAAGAUGGACGAAGAUAGCCCAGAGAUCGUGCCUGUCAACUCCCCGGCUCUGGACCCGGAGGAACCCGGCCUCGAGCCUGAAUCUUCAGAAAGCGGGGAAGGUGACCGUGACGGCCCACCUGAGGCUCUCAGCGACAAACUGCCCCUCCCGCCGGCCGAGCUCAACCUGUACCGCGUGGCCGUCGCGCUGCGCCUGGUCCUCCUCGCCGCCUUCUUCCGGUACCGCGUCACGCACCCGGCGCGUGGCGCGCCCUGGCUCUGGCUGGCCGCGCUCGUGUCGCGGGAGACGAAGCCGGGGUUCCAGCAUCACACGAAAGCCGGCGCCCUCAACGCCCUGCUCCGGGUGUCCGCUCUGCUGACGAACGGCUCGUACGUGCUCAACCUGGACCACGACCACUGCAUCGCCAACAGCGGCGUCCUGAGGGAGGCAAUGUGCUUCCUCAUGGACCCUGAGGCCGGGAACAGGACGUGCUUCGUCCAGUUCCCGCUGAGGAUCGGCGUCGAGGACGACGGUGGCGAGCGGCAUGCCACUCGCGACUCUGUCUUCUUCGACAUCGACAUGAAGUGCCUGGACGGCAUCCAGGGCCCGGUGUACGUCGUUUCCGGCUGCUGCUUCAACAGGAAGGCGUUGUACGGGUUCGAUCCCGCGUUCUCUGAAGACGACGAUGAGGACGCGCGGUGCACCGGAGCAGGAAGAAGGCGGAGGCUGCGUUCCUACCGCGACGCGUUGGAGCGGCACUUCGGCCAUUCACCGGAGUUCAUCGCGUCAGCAUUCGUGAGCCAAGAGCGCGGCGUCGGCGGCGGCGACUCGUCCACGGCCUCAGAUGCUUCUUCUCUCCUCAGUGAGGCGAUCCACGUCGUCAGCUGCACGUACGAGGAGCGGACUAGGUGGGGCAAAGACAUUGGCUGGAUGUACGGUUCCGGCGGCGGCGGCGUGGUCACGGGGUUUAGGAUGCACGCGUGCGGUUGGGCGUCAGCGUACUGCGCGCCGGCGCGGACCGCGUUCCGGAGUUUCGCGAGUGCCAGCCCCUCCGACGUCCUCGCCGGGGCGUCUCAGCGAGCGGUCGCGGCCAUGGGCGCCGUGCUGAGCCGGCACUGCCCCGUCUGGUCUGCCGCUGGCGGGCGCCUGCGGCUCAUGCAGCGGCUGGGCUACGUGAGCUGCGUCGCCUACCCUCUGGCAUCCCUCCCGCUCACCGUCUACUGCGCGCUCCCGGCGGCCUGCCUCCUCACCAGCAGGUCCAUCUUCCCGGACGACGUGGGCUACUAUAACGCGGUCCUGCUCAUCCUGCUCCUGUCCUCGGUGGUGGCCACGGUCGCGCUGGAGCUUCGCUGGAGCGGCGUGACGCUGCGCGCCUGGUGGCGGGACCAGAAGCUCUGGGUCGUCAUCGGCACGUCGGCUUGCCUCGCGGCCGUGUUCCAGGGCAUCCUCCGCUCGUGCGCCGGGGUCGACGUCGGUUUCUCUUCCACCUCCGCGGGGACGACGGCGACCAGGCGGCGGUCGACCUCGGAUGACGACAAUGAUGGCGCCGGCGGCGAGGAGCCCUCCGACGCGCGGAAGUCCGUGCUGCGGUGGUCGAACCUGCUGAUCCCGCCGGCGAGUCUGCUGCUGGGAAACCUCGCCGGCGUGGUGGUGGCCGUGUCGUACGGGGUGGACCACGGGUACCGCCUGGGGCCCGGUCCUCGUGAAGCUGGCUCUCGCCGGCUGGGUGGUGGCGCACCUCCAGGGCUUCUUCAGGGGCCUCCUUGCGCGGCGGGACAGGCGGGCACCCACCAUCGCCGUGCUAUGGUCGGUGCUCUUCGUGUCCGUGCUCUCGCUGCUCUGGGUCAACGUCGACUCCUACUCAGCGCCGCCGGCGCAGUCCGCGUCGCAGCGGCCGCCGAUCUUGUGAGAAAAUUGAAAAGGAGAUUCUAA
Molecule: messenger RNA, 2433 nt
Organism: Miscanthus lutarioriparius
Lineage: Eukaryota; Viridiplantae; Streptophyta; Magnoliopsida; Poales; Poaceae
Source: the annotation of a GenBank genome assembly